ACAUACAGUGAAGAGCCUGUUCCCAUUGCAAUGAAACAAAUACAUUAUUUGCACAGAGAAACAAAUAGGCUGCGCUACGAGUACAAUAACGCACUAUUUAAUGGUGGGCAGUAUGUUAAUAGGUUUUCAUCAUGGGAAUUAUGUGUGAUUUCUGGUGGCUUUGAAGACGUUCAGGACAGUUGUAAGGCUGUUCCGCGUCAUUGCGCACGAUAUGAUUCGGCGGACGCUGCGCGACCCUUCUAGUUGACGGAAUUCGCUGACAGCAAUACCAGUUGUUUUCACGGACAGAUGUACGCGCAUCAGCAGGUGCCAUCUACUCUAAAACCGGACUGAAGUGGGCAACCGAUUACAACUUUUAUUUUAAUGCUAAGGAAAAUUCUAUGACACGGACUUCUAUCGCUAGUGUAAUCUGAAAUAUAUGUCAUGCGCGCGGACACGUAUUGCUACAGAUAGAGUCCAGCAGACGCCUCCAGAUCUCCAACCAUGAUGUCUGUGCUUCGCUCUGGAGGGAGAAUCUUCAUCAUACUCCUCUUAAACGGGAUCUUAGAGAACUCGCUGCUCUGUGCUGAAGUGAAGGAGGGAGAGAUUCUGCCUCCCACAAUUCAUAAGCUGAUGAAAGGAUACAACAAGUACCUCAGGCCUUUCUUUGACAAUGGGCCAGUGACCGUGGCAAUGAGUUUGGAUAUUGCCAGCAUCGACACCAUAUCAGAAAUCAACAUGGACUACACGGCCACCAUCUUCCUGCGUCAGCGCUGGACUGACGAGCGCCUGAUCUUCGAGGGGAACAAGAGCCUGAGUCUGGACGGCAGGCUGGUGGAACUGCUCUGGGUGCCGGACACCUUCAUUGUCGAUUCCAAAAAGUCCUUCCUUCAUGACAUCACUGUGGAGAACCGGCUGAUCAGGAUCUUUCCCAAUGGAACCGUUCUUUACGCCCUGAGGAUCACCACGACAGUGGCCUGCAACAUGGAUCUGACCAAAUACCCCAUGGACAAGCAGACCUGCACUCUUCAACUGGAGAGCUGGGGUUAUAACAUCAAUGAUGUGAUGUUCUGUUGGACCAGAGGGAAUGAGUCAGUCAGCGGUUUGGACACGUUGCGUCUGGCUCAGUACACCAUCGAGGACCACUACACAUCCGCGUCUGAGGCCAUCUAUGAAACCGGCCACUACCCCAAACUGAUCUUCCACUUUGAGCUGAAGAGAAGCAUUCUGUACUUCAUCCUGGAGACAUAUGUUCCCUCCAGCCUACUGGUGGUCCUGUCCUGGGUCUCUUUCUGGAUCAGCCAGUCCUCCGUCCCCGCAAGGAUCUGUAUUGGGGUGACCACUGUUCUGACCAUGACCACUUUGAUGAUGGGCGCCAGGACAUCUCUGCCCAACGCCAACUGUUUCAUUAAAGCCAUCGAUGUGUACUUAGGCAUCUGCUUCAGCUUCAUCUUCGGUGCCCUGAUUGAGUACGCCGUGGCCCACUUCUGCACCCUGAACCACCCCAACUCCAACAUUGUCAUGUACGCUCAUCAGAUGGGAGGUUUCGACGAGGAGAUGAACGGCAUGGUCACCACCAUUGCCGCGGAAAACAACCGGGCCAAGAGGCGCAAGGAGAAGGCUGCAGCAUCCUUAGCGGCAACGGCGGAGCUGGAACUGGGCCCAUCCAGCCCCAACAGCAGCGAGCCCAUGCCCGAGCCCCCUGAAGAGAACCCAAACAGCUGUCUAACAGUCCUGGACCUCCUCCGCAAGGUCACGCGCAAGGCUGCAAACUGUUGCCACGUGGAGAACCCCCACUUAAUAGAUAACUACUCCAGGAUGACCUUUCCCCUUUCGUUUAUAUUCAUCAACCUGCUCUACUGGACAUAUUACCUGUACUUGUAACACACAGGGGUGUGUCUCUGUGUGCGGGUUGGGUUGGUGGAUGUCUGAAGCUGUGUAUUUCUGUGUGCGACUGCAAUUCGUUAAAAUGUUUUUUGUUUUCUGAAACAAGGCAGACUUUUACAUUAACUGUUGAUGAGUGGGGCGUUGUGAAUGGCGGACCACCAGCCACGGUACAUCCUGUGUCCAUGCCACAUUUAUUCAACCUGAUUCAACUCAUCACCAUUGUUGUCAACCUGUAUGUUCUAUCAGUUCUUUGUCUGCUGGUUUUUGCUUUAAGAAGUUACUGGCACAGAGCAGAGAUUAGAGUGGCUGGCUGCACUCUGCAAUGGUGUUUUGUUGAUUACCGAGUUCCUUACUGUGAAGGGAAGUCGACAGAGUACUAGCUUGGUCCCCACUUGGUCUACUCUUUCUCUGUCUCUUUCCCUCUCCCUGUGUCUCUAAUUAUUGUGAUUAUUCUGUAUAUCCAGCGGCCUUGGCUCCCUUCAAUACAUAAUGAAAAUUGACAAUCAAUGAAGGCCACCAUAAACCAAUUUGAUUUCCUGUAUGUUUUACAAGAGAGACAAUGGUCAAACCCCUUAAAUGGACAGGAAUAAGGCAAUGAAAUGGUGAAAAUAUACAGCCUUGCAGAUUUGAGAGUAACAGUAUUUUGUAAGUGGAGCAGGUAGGUAGUAUUUCCCGCUGUGCUUAGUGAUACAUGCGGUCUUAAUGGUACAGAUAGUACAUUUGAUUAUAUAUUUUAGGACACUUCAGUAACGGUCAAGCGGCUAAGGUAUUUUAAUAAGAUCAUCAACAAUCAUCUGUUCACCCUCUGGGUAAGGAUUGAAUGAAUAUGCAAAGCUUGUCCUUUUCCUCUGAUAUGGGAGUGUCCUGUGUGAUGAUGACUAAAUUCCCCAUCAUGUUCUCACACACAAGUUAUAACUUAAGGACCAAAGAUUUUUAUUUGAUUUGUAGUCCUUUACGGUUCCCUUUUGACUGUUUUGCAAUUUGUAUAACUAUUUCUUGUGUGAAAGUUGAAAGUAAUAGCAUGCUAUAUAAGCAUGACACAGGAACACUUCAACAUUUCGCAGUCCUGUGCAGACAAAAACUGUCUCAAACUUAAUGCAUGUUUGUUUAUUCCCUUAAAUAAAAUAUUACAUGCAUUUUUCUUUUACAAUGCUUUCACCCAUUUCCGUAUAAAUCACUUACCACCACAUAGUAUAGAAUAAUAACAUAUGGUCUGUUCAUAUGUAUUAUGAGGAUAGCAAUGCAUUAAUUUGAUGUACAUAAUGGACGUAUAUUUGCAAGAAUUGGCCAUAAAGAAACAUUUACAGUACUUGCAAAAACAUUUGUUUUAGUGUUGUUUUUAGCAAAAUGAUUUUUAUAUAUUUUUUUCUUGUGUUUCUUUCCGAAAUGCAAUCCAGUGCAUUUACUUCUAACAUGGUCUUGCUUCAGUGCAUUCAAAUGAAACUAAUUAUUUAAAUGAUGCAAUAUCAUUGGUUAUGAGCUACUGAAUCCUAUGCUUUCUGUUUUGUUUUGCACGUCAACAAUAACUUUAUUUUUCUGUUUCUUUACUAUUUUGUGUAUUUCAUGAGGUUGUUGGCAUAACUAUGGAAUACAGAAAGUGUGUGGUCACACAAUCUAAAUGGAGGCCAUCUAAAACAUACAGCAUUAUAGACAACAGUCCUUUUUACAGGAGACAAACAUAGGUAUUUAUAUUGAAUAUACAUUUACUGUUAAACUGACUACAGUUUACUGUUAGGGCGUAUUUAUAAAACCUAUUAGAAUGUCUUUUAAAGAAUACCAAUACCAAUGCCAAAAUGGAGCCAAAGAAUCCACUCAAACCACCAUGAAAAUAUUCCCUUUGUUUCCCAAGAAUCCCAGCUAUUACCUUUCCACUUACAACUUGUGUUUCAAUACGUUUGCUAUUCACUGAUGUUGUCACGGGAGCAAUGCUCUCGAUCAUCAAGACCCCUUAUUUUGACAAAAUGUGUCACCUCUCCUUGACUACGUCAUAAAUGAUUUUGCAGCACUCUAUGGAGAAACAGCUGUCAUGGCAGGACACAUGAUAUACCGGACACAGGUACAUCAAGCCAAGGCAACUAACCAGACCAAUGAGGAUGUACUAAAGUAUAAUCCCUCCCCUCCCCACUUGUUUCUGACAGACUGAUUGGCCAACGCAGAAAGUACCGAUUUUUUAAUCAUUUUUUGGGACGUUGAAUGGCAACGCAUGAGAGUGACAUGUUAUGGACAGUUCCUGGGAGAGCAUCCUGUAAAAUGUGUUUAUACUGUAACAUUUGGAUAUAGGUUAUUUUGUUUGCUUAAAUUGUUGUAAAUAUAUAGUUACACAUUGCAUGUUCAGUUGAUGUUUCAAUAUUGAUCAGGGUAAUAAAAUAAACUGCCUAAAAUCA
Esox lucius (northern pike) is the source of this 4250-nucleotide messenger RNA. It is a transcript of the gene gabrzb, whose product is annotated as gamma-aminobutyric acid receptor subunit pi. Bases 484 to 1863 code for a protein of 459 amino acids. Gene Ontology annotation, molecular function: neurotransmitter receptor activity; extracellular ligand-gated monoatomic ion channel activity; GABA-A receptor activity. Gene Ontology annotation, biological process: monoatomic ion transmembrane transport; nervous system process; signal transduction. NCBI's taxonomy places the organism in Eukaryota, Metazoa, Chordata, Actinopteri, Esociformes, Esocidae. Gene Ontology annotation, cellular component: membrane; synapse; neuron projection. The record is from RefSeq and is a predicted model, not a curated record. The transcript is spliced from 10 exons.